AUGAGAUCUGCAUCACAUUUAGUUGCCACGCCUUCUGUGCAGGUACGAUUUUCUUCAGUGUUUGUUUUGAUUGAGCAUGAGCUGUUAACUGAAGAAGUGAAAGCAGGAGCGAAGAAAAAGAAAGACACAGCUGCAGAAUUUGGGAUUCUGGCAAGUAAGCUGCUGCCAGUAAUCAAGAGCGAAGACCGCGUGGUUACCACGGAUGAAAGGACAGAUUGGAAACGAGAACAAAAGGCUGAGUUUCCAGAUUUAGAACAGUGUUUAGUGCAAUGGUUUCGACAACAGAGGAACAAUAAUGAGAACAUUGAUGAGCUUAUUUUAAAAGAAGAGGCAGAUUGUUUUCCCGCAGCACUGGGAUACGUUACGUUUCGUACGAUGAGUGGGGAAAGUGCCAAUGUAGAUAGCAAAAUUUAUGAUGAGUGGAAGUCAGAAUUGAAGAGGAUCCUUCAAGAUUACAAGCUGGUUGAUGUUUUCAAUGCAUACGAACUUGGACGUUUUUAUAAAUGUUUUCCAGGCAAAACUUUGACUUUCCGAGGAGAAAAAUGUUACUGCGGCAGACUAAGCAAAGAUCAUUUUACUGUUAUGUUAGCAGCAAAUGUGACAGGCAUAGAAAACCUCAAGCCACUUAUGAUAGGAAAACCUAACCCCUACAUCGAGGAAUAUCACACCAAAGAAAACUAUAGGAAUGGUGCGGUCCUGAUGACAAUCCAUAGUAUUGACAGUGACAACCUACAACUAUCAAUAUUUUAG
Molecule: messenger RNA, 750 nt
Organism: Schistocerca nitens (vagrant locust)
Lineage: Eukaryota; Metazoa; Arthropoda; Insecta; Orthoptera; Acrididae
Product: tigger transposable element-derived protein 4-like
Exons: 4
Coding region: 1-750 (249 amino acids)
Source: RefSeq, a predicted model, not a curated record